UUAAUCCACACUGCGGCCACUCUUCUUCGCGAGCCUCCACUGACCACGCUCCUUGCCGUCGCGGCUUGCAAACCCUAACCGAGCUCGCGGCGGGGGCGGGGGCCGGCGCGAGCGCGAAAGAGAGGAUCCAUGGAAGGUGGCCGCAAGAGGGGGAAGGCGGACGGCGCCAACGGGGCCUCCGCCGGCGGGAAGCGCGCGCGAGAAUCGGAGUCAUUUCAAACCGGUGUAGGAAGCAAAUCGAAGCCAUGCACCAAAUUUUUCAGUACUGCUGGUUGUCCCUUUGGUGAGGGCUGCCAUUUCCUCCAUUACUUCCCUGGCGGCUACCAGGCAGUUGCAAAGAUGACCAACCUGGGUGGCCCAGCAAUGGCACCACCUCCGGGAAGAAUGCCGAUGGGUCCUGCUGCUCCUGAUGGGCCACCUACACCCACCAUGAAGACUCGCUUGUGCAACAAGUAUAACACUGCAGAGGGAUGCAAAUGGGGGGACAAGUGCCACUUUGCACAUGGUGAAAGGGAGCUCGGCAAGCCUAUGUGGAUGGAUAGCUCAAUGCCGCCCCCCAUGGGACCAAGGCCCACUGGUCACUUUGCACCUCCGCCAAUGGCCAACCCUGGCAUAACCACUCCAGCAAGCUUCGGUGCUUCUGCCACAGCCAAGAUCAGUGUUGAUGCGUCCCUUGCAGGUGUCAUCAUCGGAAGGGGUGGAGUUAACACAAAGCAGAUAUCCCGAGUCACUGGGGCCAAGCUGGUCAUCCGGGAUCAUGAAUCAGACGCCAGCUUGAAAAACAUUGAGCUUGAGGGCACCUUUGAUCAGAUUAAGAAUGCUAGCACUAUGGUUAGGGAACUGAUUGUCAGCAUCGGCGGCGGUGCCCCUACACUGGCCAAGAACCCAGCUGGAGGACCUCACCGUGGCCAAGGGAGCAACUUCAAGACCAAGCUGUGCGAGAACUUCGCGAAAGGAUCAUGCACUUUUGGUGACAGAUGCCACUUUGCUCAUGGUGAAAAUGAGCUGCGCAAGCAUACUUGAUGACUGAUGAUGGGAUUUUCUGACUUGUUUAGGCCUACGCUAUUGAUUGUUCCACUGGAUUUCUUCAUGUAUGUUAUUCUGUGCUCUGUUUUGGUAGGCUGCUUCUGCUACCACUUUUUAACAUGUUAAGUGUCUACGCUUUUGCUAUCUCCGUGGAUCCAGAAUUUCUGACAAUAACCCAUUUGUCUGAAUGGGUAAACAGAAACACUGCAUUCCUGGUUGGUAGCCUGGUAUUUUUGUUUUC
This is a messenger RNA of Phragmites australis (common reed), 1267 nucleotides long. Its product is annotated as zinc finger CCCH domain-containing protein 14. The record is from RefSeq and is a predicted model, not a curated record. Lineage: Eukaryota; Viridiplantae; Streptophyta; Magnoliopsida; Poales; Poaceae. The transcript has 3 exons. Gene Ontology annotation, molecular function: mRNA binding; metal ion binding. The coding region runs from base 130 to 1023 and encodes 297 amino acids.